Bufo bufo (common toad) is the source of this 2529-nucleotide messenger RNA. It is a transcript of the gene JAKMIP3, whose product is annotated as Janus kinase and microtubule interacting protein 3. Gene Ontology annotation, molecular function: kinase binding; microtubule binding. The transcript has 21 exons. NCBI's taxonomy places the organism in Eukaryota, Metazoa, Chordata, Amphibia, Anura, Bufonidae. The record is from RefSeq and is a predicted model, not a curated record. Bases 1 to 2529 code for a protein of 842 amino acids.
AUGUCAAAGAAGGGCACCAGCAGCAGAGUUAAGGGAGAGAGACCUGAUACACCAGCUUCCUUACAGGCUGCGAAUGAAGACCUGAGGGCCAAACUCACGGAUAUUCAGAUAGAGCUCCAGCAGGAAAAGAGUAAGGUAAGCAAGCUUGAACGAGAGAAAAAUCAGGAAAUCCGCCAAAUUCGAGAACACGAACAACAUAAAAACAUUGUUCUUGUGACAGAGCUAAAGGCCAAACUUCAUGAGGAGAAAAUGAAGGAGCUCCAAGCCGUCCGGGAAGCCCUAUUGAGGCAACAUGAGUCGGAACUGAUCCGGGUUAUUAAAAUUAAAGAUAAUGAAAAUCAGAGGCUGCAAGCUGUGGUGAAUGCUCUGAGAGAUGCGGCCCCGGACAAAGUGAAGACCGUUCUUUAUAACGAGGCAAAGGAAGAAGUCAAAAAAACUUUUGAGUUUGAGAAAAUCAAAAUGCAACAAGAGAUUUUUGAGCUCAAAGGAGCCAAAAAACAAGUGGAGGAGGCAUUGACUGUGGUUAUUCAAGCUGAUAAAAUGAAGGCUGCGGAAAUUAGGAGUGUGUAUCAUUUACAUCAAGAGGAGAUCUCCAAAAUCAAAAAGGAAUGCGAGAAAGAAAUCCGGAGAUUGAUGGAUGCAAUUAAAUUGAAAGACAGAUCAGUCUGCUUGUUGGAAAAAGAGUUAGGUGUUCAAUCCGGGCAUGCUCAAAGACUGCAGCUCCAAAAGGAGGCUUUAGAUGAACAACUUGUCCAGUUCAAAGAGUCUGACCGUCAUCUAAGUAGCCCAAAGAGAGAACUUCCUUGUGCAAGUGGUGCAGGAGAAGCUUCUGAUCAUUCCGGAAGCCCUGAACAGCAGUUGGAUGAAAAGGAUGCUCGCCGCUUUCAACUGAAAAUUGCAGAAUUAAGUGCGAUUAUCCGUAAAUUAGAAGACCGCAAUGCUUUGCUCUCAGAGGAGAGGAAUGAACUGCUUAAACGCCUCAGAGAAGCAGAAAGUCAAUAUAAACCUAUCCUAGACAAAAAUAAACGCCUUAGCCGGAAAAAUGAGGAAAUGUCUAAUUCACUGCGACGUAUGGAAAACAAAUUAAAGUUUUUAACACAAGAAAACAUAGAAAUGAGACAAAAGGUUCGUACUAUAAGAAGACCAAGCUCUUUGAAUGAUCUUGACCAAAGCCGAGAAGAGAGGGAAAUCGACUUUCUAAGGCUACACCUUAAUGAACAGCAAAUUAUUAUUGAUGAACUUUCUAAGACGCUGGAAACUGCAGGCUACGUGAAGAGUGUCAUUGACCGAGAAAAGCUUUUAAGAUUUAGGAAGCAACGGAAAAAAAUGACUAAACUCCCUAAGCCGGUGGUGGAAACAUUUUUUGGUUAUGAUGAAGAAGCAUCUCUGGAUUCUGAUGGUUCCUCAAUCUCCUACCAAACAGACCGCACUCCUUGUACCCCGGAUGAGGAUGUGGAAGAGGGCAUGGCUAAGGAAGAGACAGAGUUGAGAUUCCGUCAGCUGACCAUGGAAUACCAGGCUCUGCAGCGAGCGUAUGCUCUUCUACAGGAACAAGUUGGUGGGACUCUUGAUGCAGAACGAGAAGUUAAGACUCGAGAGCAGCUACAAGCAGAAAUCUUCAGCUAUCAAACAAGGAUAGAAGAUCUGGAGAAAGCAAUGUCUGAGCAGGGUCAGGACAUGAAAUGGAUAGAGGAGAAGCAGGCACUUUACAGACGAAACCAGGAACUCGUUGAUAAAAUCAAACAAAUGGAGACCGACGAAGCCAAGCUCAGACACGAUGUCCAAGAUGCGAAAGACCAAAAUGAACUGCUGGAGUUCAGGAUCCUAGAGCUGGAAGAAAGAGAAAGGAGGUCCCCCAACAUUAAUUUCCACCUCAUCCCCUUUCCGGAAGGGAAGAGCCCCCUCCAGGUUUAUUGUGAAGCUGAAGGGGUGACGGACAUCAUUGUUUGCGAGCUGAUGAAGAAGCUGGACAUUCUAGGGGAUAACGCCGUAAGUAACUUGACCAAUGAAGAGCAGGUGGUUAUAAUUCAAGCUAGAACGGUCCUAAACUUGGCUGAAAAGUGGCUCCAGCAAAUAGAGGUGACAGAGUCUGCUUUACAGCAGAAGAUGGUGGACAUUGAACAUGAGAAAGAACUGUUUACCAGACAGAAGGGAUAUUUGGAUGAAGAACUUGACUUCAGGAAACAAUCAUUGGAUCAGGCUCACAAGCACAUCUUGGAGCUAGAAGCCAUGUUAUUUGACGCCUUGCAGCAAGAGUCUGGAGCCAAGAUGUCUCAGCUUCUUUCAGAGGAAGAACAGGAUAAGCUGAAGUUUGCAGUGGAACAGUGGAAACGACAGGUCAUGAGCGAGCUCCGAGAAAGAGACGCACAAAUCCUGCGGGAACGAAUGGAGAUAAUUCAACAUGCACAGCAGAGAAUAAAGGAGCUCGAGGAGCGACUAGAAUUUCAGAAGAGACAAAUAAAGGAAUUAGAAGAAAAGUUUUUAUUUUUGUUUCUAUUUUUUUCUUUAGCUUUUAUAUUAUGGUCUUAG